Molecule: messenger RNA, 1768 nt
Organism: Cricetulus griseus (Chinese hamster)
Lineage: Eukaryota; Metazoa; Chordata; Mammalia; Rodentia; Cricetidae
Source: RefSeq, a predicted model, not a curated record
AAUACCCCCCGAAUCCUAAAUCUAGAGCUCCAAGAAUGCUGGUCAUUAAGAAAGGUAAUACAAAAGACUUACAGCUAUCUGGAUUCCCAGUAGCAGGAAACCUUCAGACACAGCCAGUUAAGAAUGGAACUGGUCCCAGUGUUUAUAAAGGCUUAAUCCCCAAACCUGCUGUUCCACCUACAAAACCUACACAAUGGAAAAGCCAAACUAAAGAAAACAAAGUUGGGACUUCUUUUCCUCAUGAGUCUACAUAUGGUGUUGGCAACUUUAAUACCUUUAAGUCAACAGCCAAGAGUAUUAGUCCAUCAACAAAUUCAGUGAAGGAGUGUAAUCGUUCAAAUUCUUCCUCGCCUGUUGACAAACUUAAUCAGCAGCCUCGUUUAACUAAACUGACGAGAAUGCGCAGUGAUAAGAAGAGUGAAUUUUUAAAAGCAUUGAAAAGGGACAGAGUAGAAGAAGAACAUGAAGAUGAAAGCCAUGCUGGCUCAGAGAAGGACGACGACUCAUUUAAUUUGCAUAACAGCAAUAGUACUCACCAAGAAAGAGAUAUAAACAGAAACUUUGAUGAAAAUGAAAUUCCACAAGAGAACGGCAAUGCUUCGGUGAUUUCUCAACAGAUUAUUCGAUCGUCAACCUUUCCACAAACUGAUGUUCUUUCCAGUUCACUAGAGGCAGAACACAGACUAUUAAAGGAGAUGGGCUGGCAGGAAGACAGUGAAAAUGAUGAAACAUGUGCUCCCUUAACUGAGGAUGAAAUGAGAGAAUUCCAAGUUAUUAGUGAACAGUUACAGAAGAAUGGGCUGAGGAAAAAUGGUAUUUUGAAAAAUGGCCUGAUCUGUGACUUCAAGUUUGGACCUUGGAAAAACAGCACUUUCAAACCCACAAUUGAGAAUGAUGACACAGAGACAAGUAGCAGUGACACAUCAGAUGACGACGAUGUGUGAAGGAUUUCCUAACAGCUUUAGAAAUUUUAGUGUGAUACAUCUCUCAUGCAGUUUGGGGUGAAUUGUAAAAAUGAAGAACUAUAAUUUAUGUAGUGAACUACCCCAUUAGAAGAUGAUUUUAUUGGGGGACUUCAAUAUGAAGAAAACCAAGAAUGUUGUGUUGGGCUGUGUUGAACAUUAUUUCUUUGUAAAUGAAUGUUGUAGAAAUGAGGACUUUGGUUGAUCCAACAUUGACUUUCUUCAUCACUGCAGCAUUUCUCUGACUAGCAAUGUGACGAUGUAACAAAUGAGAUUUUCUCAUUUAAUAAUAAAAAAUUGUGUAAUGUUUUGCAAAGCUUCUGUCUUAAAAUGUUCAGGUCUUAAGGUAAAAGGCAGCUUACAGUUUUGCUUGCAGAGUCAUAUCUUCUUUGAACAGUGGAAAUCUUCAACUCUACUUUGUGCACCUCCUCACCCCACUUCCCCCUAAAACAAAACAAAACAGCAAAAAGGAAAAUGUAGUAGCAUGUUGGCUAAAACUGGAGCAAAGUGCACUAAAACAUUAACUUCUUGAACUCAAGUCUUGUAUUAAGUCACUUAUCAGAACAAAUGCUCUUUAUCCCUUCCUAGUGCAGUGGAUGUGAGAGAGGAGACUUGCCAGGUGUUGUCCCAAGCUUCAGGAGUUGCUUGUCAGGAGCUUUAUUUGGUGUAUUGUCAGAUCAGGGUUUUCAGAGCUGAUUGGAAGAGAUGUAGGAAAACUUAUUUUGAUAAAUUAUUACACAUUCAGAAAACCUGAUCACCCUGACUGGAUCUGUCCAUGACAUGGAAAAUAAACUGGAUUUUCAGAA